Messenger RNA from Carassius gibelio (silver crucian carp), 12256 nucleotides. RefSeq lists its product as uncharacterized. NCBI's taxonomy places the organism in Eukaryota, Metazoa, Chordata, Actinopteri, Cypriniformes, Cyprinidae. Bases 284 to 6136 code for a protein of 1950 amino acids. The transcript has 3 exons. The record is from RefSeq and is a predicted model, not a curated record. Gene Ontology annotation, cellular component: adherens junction; ruffle membrane. Gene Ontology annotation, biological process: positive regulation of blood vessel endothelial cell proliferation involved in sprouting angiogenesis.
ACAGGGUGUGUCCACAUCAGAUCUAAAGAAUAGAUGCUGAAUGUAGCUUUAAAGUUUCAUGUGCUCAACCAAGAAGAUGGUUAGGUCUCUGCAGAGCAGAUGGUUAUUGUUUUAGAGUGUAAUGUUCUCUCUACCUCUCUGUCUCUCUUAUUCUCCAGUGAUGGCCUCUGCUGAGCAGCUGUGUCCCCGCCUGCUGCACCAGCACUGCCCAUAGGCCACACACACACACUUACACACGCCUUUGGGCUCCCUUUCCAAUUCCGUCCACACACACACACACAUCAUGUACAGUGUGGAGGACCUGCUGAUCUCUCAUGGAUACAAACUGCCCAGGGGCGGCCCUGCCUCCUCCUCUUCCUCUGCGCCUUAUGACAAUCGAAACAACGAAUGUCGCCGUGAUAAUGUAGAGAACCGGCCUGCUGGAGGUGGUGGUGGUGGAACUCUGAAUGGAUUUGGGACAAUUGAGGGGGGAGCAGAAGCAGGCACGGGGGUGUACAGGCCGGCCCCAGUGAAGGCCUACCCAGAGAACAAUAACAACAUUAAUGAGGGCCAUGAAAGAAUUCAACGGAGACUGGAGGUUCCUGUUGCUUUCCUUGGUGAACUGCAACCUCUGGGUGACUCUCUAGCUACAGACAGUGGGUUCUAUGAUGCUCCCAGCCUGACGUUCUCUGAACAUGCAGAUGAGCGAGAUAUUGCAUUCUGGAGAAGGAGGGGACAGGACUUCAGUGCUCUAUUGGACUAUGCUGAUCCCAGGGAACUCAGAGUGUCUGGAGGAUUGUGGCGAGGUCCAGUACUAGCUGUUGAGGAGCUGAGGGCUGAGAGGCCACUGGCACGCUGGGAGGAAGGCCCAUGGAUACGGGAACCUAUAGACUCAGGCCCAGAGACGUUACAUGUGACUGGAGAGAGAAAAUGCCAGAGCCUGGGAACAGAGGAGUGGCACCCUGCAGUGGGCUUGGGCCGGCAGCUGUCAGAUGGCGAGGCUGAACAUUGGUCUCAGGAGCAGCAACACCGACUGCGACCAGCAGAUUGCAGUGUUUCCACCACAGUGCGAGCCAAGUCCCAGUCGCUCCCACGAGUCCUUUCCCCAGAAGAUCCCCACUAUGGAGAACUGCCUCAAUCCAGUGCCCCAAAUCAUCCCCCUACACAAAGAAGCAGCAGCUCUGCUCCAUAUGGUCGAUACCACAGUGAAUGGCCAGCAGGGGAAAGGUGGAGUGGUCAGACACAAAGUCAUGCUCCUUCUGCAGUUGUACCAAAACCACGGUUCAGCCGCCCCGUCAAGCCACCAUCUUAUGAGACUCACCAGCAAAACAGGGGGAGCUGGGAAACGUUGUCCUCUGAACCCGUGUCCAAACCCAGAGACCGCUCAGUGUGCUUCUCUCAGAAUUUAGAACCACUCAGAGACCGGUCUGGUUGUUAUUCUCAGAGUGCAGAGCCUCUAAGAGAUCGAUCCAUUUGCUUUUCACAGAGUGCAGAACCUAUUCGAGAUCGCAUGCUGAGCCACUCUCAAAGUGCUGAACCACUAAGAGACAGAUUUAUCAGUCAUUCACAGAGUGCAGAACUACUGCGUGAUCGUUUUUUCAGCCACUCACAUAGUGCCGAUCUCUUACGGGACCGAUCCCUUUGUUACUCUCAGAGCUCAGAACUGCUUCGAGACCGGUCCAUUUGUUACUCCCAAAGUGCAGAGCUCCUGAGACCAGAAUCAUAUAGGACAGAUCUAUUUUACCAUGAACUUACUGGUAUGGAGCCCCCUGGUUACAUCCCACCCCCCUCCUACAGGAGAUUCCUGCCACCCAGGAGUGGACAGAACUACCGAGCAGAUUCUGCUCUUGUACGAUGGAAACGUGAGCCUGUGAGUGCAGAGAUGGGCCAGUGGUUUUCCAGGACUUCAGGAUUGUCAUGGUCUGAACGGCGUGAAGACAGGAGCAUGGCAGUGGUUCCAAGAAGACCUGUGCAUCCAGGGCCUGUCGGACCUAGCCGUCCAGGACUUGUGCAGUAUGUCCCAUUUGAAGACCCACGUAUCAGGCAUGUCUCAGGGGGGCCUUGUGGAAACUCUCUCACUGACGCGGAUAAGAUCCGACAUGUCAACAAAGAGCUUCCCUGCGCUGCAACUUUAGGACAAUCCACACAUGAUAGUGCCUUUCUCCCUUCACAGGGACCAAGUCUUAGCAUGGAAACUAACAAACCGGCUCUCACUGAACAGGAGAAUACUAACCGCUGGCACAAGGCGAUGAAUAAAGGCAGUGAAACUGUAGCACCUGACCAGAGCUGUGCCAAGUACCCACCAGCCUUUCAACUCAGACCCCUGCAACCAAUAAUUAAAACAGACAGAAGUACAGAUCAACAGACUAGAGUAGACAGAAUCACUGAACAAGUUAAGGUUGAGAGAGUAACAGAGCCUGUCAAAGUUGAGAGAGGUGCUGAACAGACAAAAACAGACCAAGAUAAAGUAACAGAGCAAGUGAAACUAGAUCGAGUUACCGACCUAAUAAAAUUAGACAAGCCUAUAGAACAAGUAAAGCCAGACAGGUUUACAGACAAACAAGUAAAGGUAGAAAGAUUAACUGACCAGAUACAAGUAGACAGGAUCCCAGAUCAAGUCAAGGCCGACAGGUAUACAGACAAACAAAUUAAUCCUGAAGUCAAGUCAGAGAAAUUCCCCGAAAAGCCCAUAAAAGCAGAUAGAAUUUCAGACAAGCAAAGUAAAGCUGAACGACUCAUAGAAAAGCACUUGAAGAUUGAUAGAAUUUUAGAAAAACAGCUUAAAGCAGAUAAAAUCUUAGAAAGACAAAGUAGAUCUGAAAAAUUUACAGACAAGUUGAUUAAGGGUGACAAGCAGAUAAAAGGAGAUAGCAGUACAGUCCAGAUAAAAUCUGAGAAGAUCACUGACAAGUCUGGAAAGGCUGACAAAUCCAUGGAUAAAGGUUCUUCAGAGAGUGUUUCAACUGUAAAGACAGAACCAGUCCAGGAACCUGAGAAAAAGAGUGUGAAAAAGAAACUCAGUGAGACUAUCUUUUGCCUUGUGUCUGUACCACUUUCUCAGUCCAGUGCAAAAUCUCGGGAUCAAAACAACAACGAAGAGAAAGAAUCAGACUCUCCUCCAAUUCCUCCUCCUCCUCCACCAAGUUCAUCUAGUGAAAACAGCAACACCCUCGGCUCUCUGCCAAACCAAAGCCUCAAAAGCACAUCCACCACCUCCACUGAUUUAGAGCUACAAGCACUCACACUUGGCAGCGGGUCCAGUAGCAUUGCCACAAGGAGAGCGCAUCGGAGAAGGAACUCACGCUCUAGGAUCUUUAAGCCAAAUCCACAUGAUGAGCUCCGACGGUAUUCUGGGGCUUGGCCAGGGGACCAGUACCGUGAUCAGGAGACCCAGACGAGCCCUGAGCCCACAAAGAGCAAUGCAAAUCAAGGCCCCACCAAUACAGAAGCACAAGAUGCUCCUGCUGCCCCAGAGGUAACCUCUCCUGGUGAGACUACAUCAGUGGCUCCAGAGGCUGCCCAAGGGGCCACUGGGGCUUCGUCAGCUCCACCGGCUCCAUCAGUUCCUUCAGUUCCGCCGACUCCAGCAGCUCCAAUGGCUUCAGGAGCUCCUGACCCCAGCACCCCUUACGGGUAUCCCAUGAAGGGCCAGAAAAGCCUAAAACUAUCCAGCAACAGUGCUUUUUCACGGACAGGUACCUUCACCAGGAGCACAGGUUCUCACAGACCUCCAUUACAUCCCCCGCCACACCCUCCACCCCCACCUCCGAACCAACCUCCAUCUCAACCUCCUCCUCCCCCACCAACACAGCCCCCAGCUCAGUCCCCACCAUCAGAUAAGACUGAGGAGGAAAAAUCAGCCACAGGGCCAAACCCUGAGGGAUUUGAACAGUUCUUGCUGAAGCCAGUAAGCCGACUGCCAUGGGACGCUAUUGAGGAUCUUGAGACCAUCAAUAAGGAGGCGCAAGACCAAGCAGGAAAACGCCCCAGCGUGGACCAGUGCAUUGAGGAUCUUAAUGAGGCCUACAAAGAUAUCCUGGAGCUCAGUACUGCCAGCAAUAACCUUCCCAACCGCUCCUCCAUGCAAAUCCCUGACCGCAUCAAAUCCAGGUUAUCUUCAGAUCCACUUGGAAUGCCUUCAACCGCUCUUCGACCAAGCUUGGUGCCUGGAAGUGACCCAGAAUACAGGGAGGUGAAGAGUGCCUUUUCCCGACCAUCAACUGGGAAGAGUGUGAGCUUCAGCAAACAGCUGAGAGAGGAGAUUUGUCCUGCUGCCCCCCCACCAGAACCAGGUUUCAGAGAUUACAAAACAGUCAUGUCCCAGAUAACCCAACGCAAAGCCUGCAGAUCAGUGAAGCUGGAUAUACCAGCCCCCAAAGAGACCCAAAGAGAUGAUGAUUUGACUGCACAAACCUCCUCCACCUCUUCCACUGCAGCCGAGGCACCAUGGGCAGACAGACAGCCCAUGCAAGAUGCCUCCACUCUAACCAGCCCACCUGACUAUGAGCACAUCUGUCAAACUCUCCAAAUGGCCCGUGAAUCUGGGGCAGUUAGCCGAGCUUCUAUCAAAUCCAAACCAGGAAGCGCCAUGAGCAUCGAGACGCCACAGCAUGUGCCCAUACCUGGUAGGCCUCCUGUAGAUUCUGAGCAGCCAUGUUGUUCUUCAGCAUUAGAAGGGAGACAGGAGCCAAUGUCAUUAUUCAGGGAGGAAAGGAGCUCAGGCUUUAGGAGGGUAACAAGCCACACUAACAGGUUCCUUAGUAACAGGGGUGUGCUCUGUAGCCUUGCAACCGGAAAUCCUGUUGGUGACAAAGCAGGUUUAGAGACUAACCCAGAGGUUCCUGCUGACUGGAAGAUGCAGCUUUCAUUAGCUGAAAAGCAUAUUGCUACUCUGAUCACAGGAGAGGGUUCAGAAGAGAACCUUGAUGAGUCAAACAAGGUUAAAGGUGAUAAAGACAUUCCUGGCAGUGUGUCAGUUGAAAAUGAAGUGAGCAACAUUUUAGCCACUGAAAUGAAAGAUGAUACUGCCAAUGCUGAGCAGAAACAUUCUGAAGUAAAAGAGACAGAAACAGAGCAAACUGAGACACCUGAAAUCCAACAACCUGAAGUGACAGAGAAAGUGAAAGAAGAGGAAACAUCUAGGGAAAAGACUGAAACAGAUCAAGAGAAAUGCGAGCAGAAAGACCCUGUUACUGAAGGAACAGAGCAAAAUAGUGAUACAACCUCUGAGGAAAAGAAAGAACCAAAUGUGAUCUUGAGGGCAAAUAAGGUUGCAAUAUGGACUCAUUCAGGUUUAGAUUCAGAGCUACGACCUGAAUUUCCACCAGAUCACCUUCCCCUUUCUGUACUUCCUUAUCCUAAUCGUAGAUUAUCUUUAGGGUUAGAUUGGGAGAAGGGUGGGUGGGAAGGGGAAAGUUUGGGUCAAGGUGGAUUUUGGUCCAGAGAGAGGCGGUCCCUUGAUGCUGAGAGAUGGGGUAUUGGUGGAGAGACUUGGGGUUUAGACAAUGAUAGACAGGAAGGAGGUGGUGAAAAACUGGGUCUGGGGGGUUGGCGUGGAUGUGGGAUUGAUGGCCAAGGCACAGAUGAUUCAGACUGGGAAGUAGAUGAAAAUACCCAAGAGUCAGGUUCAGACAGAAAUAUAAUAACACUUAAGCCUGAGCAGGGUCUUGGUGAAGACAAUAGCAGUCCAGUCUCUAGCACUGAUCAAGUAGAAAAAGAUAAAACACAAGCUGUUGCUAGCCAAGGCAUUGAUAAGGGUCGGAUUCAAGGUCCAGGUGAAUGUCAGGUUUCAAGUGUAGAUCGACGGACCCGUGGACUUUCCCAUAGAAUAGAUGCUCUUUUUACAGCCCCACCCGGGCAUGGCUCAGAGGAGAGACUUGCCCGCAUGAGGGAGGUGGACACUGUCUCACGAAUGAGACGCCUUAGCCUCCGUAGUUCAGACUCUUGGGAUGGACUGCACGGGGUGGGAAGGUGGGGAGAAUAUGGAUGGGAGGAAGAAUGUCCCCUUCCUGGCCCACAGGGUUCUUCAAACAUCACAAAGGUAGAGGAUAAAGAGGGCAGUGCCCACCCUGUAGUCAACAGUGAACCUAAAGAAACAAAAGACGACCAGGCAACCCUAAAAGAGUCACAGGAGCUCAGCCAGGUGGAGAGGUCGUAGCUGAACCCUAGAGGUCAGAGGUCAGAGGUCAUCCAACUAAGGGCCAGCCUCCAGCACUGUGACCUGGCUGUCUGCUAAAUGCCUUCAUUCUCAUAUGCUAUCGAAACAUCCUCAGACAUACACACACAUAUACACAAAUAUAUACAAAACAUUAGACAUAAACACAUUGAGCGAUGCAUUUCUCUAAAACACACAUCUGUGCAUAAACACACAGAAAACUCAUAUACAAACACUCAAAGUCAUUGUCAUGUAUGCAGACACUCACAUGCAUUCAGAACACAUUUAAACACCUCACCACUGAGACAUCUAAAAUGGCCUUCUACUCCGACAAGAGCAUUGUUUAUCAAUUCCACUCCAUGCCCAAUCAGUUCCAGCUCUGCUGGCUUUCAAAGUGUUGCUGUUCCACUGCCAGAAGGGGGUUUCCAACAAUGCCCCACCCCCUUCAUAUGUUACAGUUCUUAUCAUGCCCCAUUUUCUUUAUUUUCUUGCCCACAUCUUAGUUCUUUUCCCUGCAAUUUAAUUAAAGGUUGGUUUAUUAGACUUUAUCUGGUACAUUACUCAGAAAAAAAAGAAAUUAAAAUGUUAUUUUAUGACCAAGAAACUAAAAAAAAACAAUUUUACUGUCUUUUGUAAAAAAAAAAAAAAAAAAAAAAAAAAAAAAAAAGAAAAGAAAGAAAAAAAUGACUGUUUAAAAGUAAUACAGAACAAUCGAUGAAGUUUAAAACCAGCUACAAUCUAUUAUACUGUCCUACUCUGUGCAAACAACCUAUCAUCCUUGCAACUUUGUCUUUCUUCAACCCAUUACCUUCCUUACAUCUUUGCAUGUUCCUUACCUUAAUUAAGACCUCAGUCUUCUCACUAACCAUUCAUUACACUAACCUUGUGUGCAUCUCGUAAAUUUUUCCUUCAUCUAGACAGUGUUAUGUCUGCACACCAAUGUUUUCGUCACCCGUACAAUUUCAUCACACUGGUAUUAAGAAUGUUUUUCUUAAGGUCUUGUGCUACACUUCUUAAUUAGUAUGACCACAAUUGGUUUACCCUUCAACACUUUUUAUUAAGUUAAUAGUGUCUCCUAUAGUAAUGGGAAGUUCGGAUCAUUUUACUGAAUUUGUCAUUUGAAUUUCAUUCUUCAAAAUGACUGAAUCUUUUUUUAAAUAAUUUUGUUAAUUAUGUUAAUUUCAACAGAAUAUAUUUAAAUCUUACAUGUUAAUAGCCAAAUUCAGCAACACAUCUACUUAGAUUAAUUUAGACAUUGAUCAUAUUUCGAAUAAGAAAAACAAAUAAUGCUAUCAAGGCCAAAUUAUGACAAACAAAAAUGAUUAAUUCACUGCUUCAGGCUAUAGUCUGUUAGAUUACUUCACAUCCCAGUCGAGGCGUACAUUCUUUUGUCACAUCAUAUCUAUAAGCUGAAGCUAUGACUUGAAACAGAAGUGAUUAGUUCACCUCUCGAGUCCUCUGGUUCGAGUGGAUUUGUUCAUCUCGUGACAGCCCCAUAGGCUAUAAUGCGGUCUGUACUGGAAACAGAACUGAUUAGUUCAACUCUCAAGUUUUCGAGUCGUUUGUUCUUGACGUGACUGCUUCCCAGCUCAGUAUCUUAUGACAAACACAUUGCAUUAGUAUAUUAUAAACUGUAUGUUUUUAUUAUUUCAAGGUAUCUUAUUUGCUUCAUCGUUAUGAUUUUUCCCUUAAUUCUGGUAAAGUUUAAAGCAACACAUUAACCACACCACAUUCAGUGUUAUGACAUCAUGAAAGAAAUUAAAAAAUAUAUAAAUUUUUAGAAAUAAAAAGCUACAGUUUGAGACCAGAAAUUUAUCACGCAACGGUCUAAUUAAUUUCUGUAUCAAAUACGGCUGUCACAUCACAUAACAAAAGAACAAAUUACUCAGAGCCGAAGACUCCAGAGGUGAAUUAAUCAUUUCUGUAUCCGUCACAGACUGUAUUUUAACCUAUAGGGCUGUCACUGGAUGAACGAAUGACUCGAACCAGAUCCCGAGGACUUGAUGGGUUAACUAAUCAAUUCUGUUUAAUGUAAAUAACCUAUAGGAUGUUGCAAAUGUGGGUAAACCCGAAAUGAAAGAAUCCCUCGAUGAGAUGACUCGAAUCAUACGAAGAUUCGUUCAAACUUAACGAAUCAUUCAUGAACGACACAUCACUAGUUUCUCCCAACUCACUGAUAUCAUCCCAAACUAGUAUACACUUUUAAAAAUAAAGGUUCUUUAUUGAUAUCAGUGGUUCCAUGAGGAACCUUUACCAUCGAUGAUCUGUUAUGUACCUUUAUAGUAAAAAAAUAUAUAUUUUAAUUUUUUAAAUCUUUUAAAGGGGUCAUGAACUGAAUUAGUUUUUUAUUUUGUACUUUUUACUGAGGUCAAUCUAAAAUGUCAUCAAGGUUUUAUCAAAACAUUAUUUGGACUAAUAGGCUUUCUUCUGUCCUGUUUUAAAACCCCUCAUCAGAACGCUCCUUUGAAUAGGUAAGGCAGAUUGUAGACUCGGAAGUAAACACCCACUGCAGUGAUUGGCUAACAGAGGUGUAUGAUUGACAGCUUACGUCCUUCACAAAUGGACACUGCAGUGAUUUAGAUUAAAAAUGCAUAAAUAUUCAUAUCAAAGCAAUAGGGACAAUGUAAAUGAAAAAGUUAAUCACACAUGUGUUGUAACUUUACUGUCAGAUCAAAUAUAGUCGGCACAGCAUCGUCAUUUAGUUUCAAUCUUUCUGAAAAUCCCAUGUCAAAUUGCUUCGUUUAUAAUCAAAUCAAAAACAAAAACAAAAAACAGAACGAUGGGCGGAGCUAAACAGGCAGUGAUGUAGAAGCAGGUGUUGAUCUUCUUCUUUGGAGGUGGUGUUUAGCCACAUUAUUACAUCAUAGAGUUGUUUAUUACACAAACUGUUGUUUUGGCAGACUGGCUUCAAUAUAAGCUAUUUUUAGUCCUCAAACAUGCAGGAUAUUUUUAUAGUACAAUGACCUCUUAAAUGUCAACAGAUUAAGGGCAUUUUGGUUUCUUAGCUCAUGACCCUCUAAGAACUGGUUACAGAAAGAUUCUUUGGAGAACCAAAUUUUUUUAUUUUAUGACAUUGCUACGAAACCCCACUUUCUGAACCUUUAUUUUUAGGAGUGUAUAUUUGUGUCCUAGCAUUCUUGUUGAAACGCACUGCUUUAAUUUUUCACUUGAACCUAAAUACACCAUAAUACCAUGUCCUAACCAGGUGUUGUGUUUAGAGUGUAAUUUCAAGUUGAAAAGAAAAAGUAUAUUUUGCAUAAAGAAAAUGAAGCUGAUUUUUCUCAAGUUACCCAAUGUAGAUGAAAAUGUUAAAAAUAUUAUAUACUUAUAUAUGAUAUUAAUAAAGGGUAGUGUUUGUUGUACUGCCUUUUAAUUUAAAUUUAUAUGUUAAUUCACUUUAUAGACUUCAUUUUCUUUAUGAAAUAUAUAUAGAUAGAGAUGAUCCUUUUGUUUCUUGUCUAUCACAUCUUACUUGGUUGGAACAUGGUAUAAUAACUUUUUCCAUGUUCAAGCAGGACCAUGCAUGACCAUCAGAAUCACCCCCUAAAACCUCUCAAAUCCAUCAGUCCAUCAAGAAACCAGUCCACGGGGGCAGCCUCUACCCCAUCCUCCCCAGUGAGUCUCGGUCCCUCCAGCCUUUCCUCUGUUGACAUCAUGGAACUCUCUUGUCAUUUGUUGGAACAUGUGGUCCGCUUGUGGAGUGCUUUCAAGGGGUGCACUCACCUCUCUGUCCAACGUGGUUCUGUUUGAGCAGACAUGAAUGUUUUGUAAAUGCUUUUUAUAUUGUUUUUUUGACUUUACCAAAACCAGUAUAGCAGUUUUACAAGAACCGUUCUAUUUAUUCUUUUUUUUCUCCAUGUUUAUGUGUCACCUGAGCUGUUCUGCUCCAGAUCGGGAGUUCCACACGAUGUGGUAAAAGACACUCAAUGGCUCUGAACUGUUUUCAUUUUCAGAUGAAUCGAUCAAAGAAAACGUAUUGCUCUUGGUUCGAACCCAUAGUGCCCUAUUUAUCAGAACCUUUCAGCACACUGUAACGUACGUCCCUGAGUGUGGAGAGCUUUGUAUAGUUUCGGUUAGAACCAGUGGUGUAAUGCAGGUCAAACGGAGACCUGGGUUGGAUGCGCGUUUCAGUAUUUGAUGUAUCAACUUAAAAAGCACCUUGUUAACAUAUUUUUACCGUGAUUGGAUUCAAAGAGAAUUUUUAGCUAUCGAGUGGCCUUUUUGAAACACACCAGUAACGAUAAGCCUAAGGAGUUACUUUGAAACACCACCAAAAUGUUUGAUAUCUCAAGUGUCAAAAUGUGCAUCGUUUUGAAUGUUUGUCUGAUAUAUCAAAUACCUUAAAUGAUGUUGUGUGACCCAGGUUUCACACAGGUGCGACUUUGAAUUAGGGAACUAUUUUCAAGCGAUAUAGACUUUAGAAAAACAGGGUCCAAACGCGAACACAGAGACACGCGUUAGCUACUACUGUAAUGUUGCCUGUCCAUAACCUAAACCUAAAUGCCAGGUAACUUCUGGAAGCAAUAAAUGCUCAAGAGCGUUUCGAUGAACAAGCUAAAUGUGUACAGAUGAUUUUAAUGGUUAAAUGUAGGCUAGAUGGUUGCAAAGUAGAGGACAGCUCUAGAUAUGUAAUGAUUUGGAUUAGCUUAGCUGAAAGAUAGGCCUACUCUAUGGUAAUGUUUGAUAUGUAUGGAACAAUUUUAGGAAAAAUUCAACUUCUAAGAUAACCUUAUGCUAUGGAAUGGAGAGAUAUAAUUUCUGACAUCAUAAUGCAUGAAAGCUUGAGCAAUAUUGUCCAACACAGAAGCUCAUUGGCUGUAGGAAAUCUGGGAAGCGGGAUAUACUUGUGUUAAAGUGUCAUCUUUCCAAACGUCACUCACAGAAAAGCAUUUUAAAUAGCGUGGAAGCGUGUGAAUGAGCGUGUGCGCGCAUGCAUGUGUGUGUUCGCUUACUUUUUUCCCUGUCAUAGUGCCAUUCAUGUGAUAAAAAAGGCAUUUCACUGAAUACUUAUUUUUGUUAUCAUUGAAAUUGUUAACCAGUCUGCAUAAUGUAUAAAUAAAAGUAUAUUUUAAAUAUUUUAAACGAUAUUUUGUAUUUAACCAUAAUAAUCCAUUUCUUCGCUCUUGGAUCAAGCUGGCAGUUUUAUGUUGCUGUAUAGAAUGAUAAGAAAAUUCUAUAAUUUUCUAGUGCUUAAAGAAAAAAAAAUCAAGGAAAAAUGUAUGGGCAAAUUUAAGUUAGAGAUCUGCAGCAUGCUUUGCCAAGUUGAUGGGCUCUCAUUGUGAACAAUAGAUAUGAAUUACAGGAUUUAGCUUUUUGAGUUUGUAGUAAAUGCUGCAGUAAAGCGACAAAGGCCCACUGUUGAUAUCUGACGCUUUGUAUAGUUGUAAUGUUCAUUCAGUUUACAUAAACAUCAGAUAACAAAUUGAGUGGAUCCAUUCACAGCUGCCUAGAAACUUGUUACAGCAAAGUGCAUACAACAAGGAAAUUGCAACAUUAAAAGUGACUUUGUUUGAUCUUGAUUCCGUUCAAAGCUAAAUGUGGCCUUAUUUUAGGCUAUUUGAGCAUUUGUACGUCUUCCAUUCAGAAUCAUGUACUGUUAUCAUCACGAGCUCGUACCAACGGUUUUCUAUGAAAAAUGAAAAAGAAAUCAAUAAGUAAGAUCACACACAGCCAAAUAUUCUUUCUUUCUUUGCAAGUAUGAUAAGCUAACGUUUGGAUCGAAAGUGAGAUGUGUAGCACACUGACAGGAUCUGUUCCCUAUUUCACUGAAAAAGGCCAUAACUGUUAUAUGAUUUCAAGCUGUUUUCAUGAACUAUGUAGCAUUUUUGCCAUUGUAGCAUUCAGAGUAAGUUCAAUGUGAAAAAGCCACUGAAUCGUACUGUUUUUCUUUUGCGUUUGUAACGGGAGUCUUAAUGAUAACACUGUCCGUAUUUGAAAACACAAGCUGUUGCAUUUUCAUGCCAAGAGUGUCAUCGGUUACAUUUUUAAUGCUUAUUUUGUAUCAUUGGACAUCUCUGGAUCUCAUGGUUUGCAUUUGCAUACAUCAUUUUUUGGUUCCAUGUUUGUAAAUGUUUUAGGCAUUUGAAAUGUAAAUAUGUGACAUAAGGAUAAAAAAAAUCAAAU